Fraxinus pennsylvanica is the source of this 1674-nucleotide messenger RNA. NCBI's taxonomy places the organism in Eukaryota, Viridiplantae, Streptophyta, Magnoliopsida, Lamiales, Oleaceae. The record is from the annotation of a GenBank genome assembly.
AUGGAGACAUGGAUUCGAGUUUUGAUCUUAGUAGGAUGUUUGUUUCCUGCAUUUGUCGAAUGCAGGGUUCGCCAUUACAAGUUUAAUGUGGUGAUGAAAAACACUACUCGAUUGUGUGCGACCAAACCCAUAGUCACUGUCAAUGGAAAUUUUCCAGGUCCAACCAUCUACGCAAGGGAAGAUGAUACGGUGCUUGUCAAGGUCGUCAACCACGUAAAAUACAACGUGUCUAUUCAUUGGCACGGCGUAAGGCAACUUCGAACAGGAUGGGCAGAUGGUCCGGCAUACAUCACGCAAUGUCCCAUCCAAUCAGGCCAAAGCUAUGUCUACAACUUCACCCUCACGGGCCAAAGGGGCACACUACUUUGGCACGCUCAUGUUCUAUGGUUGAGGUCCACCGUCCACGGUGCAUUAGUCAUCUUGCCUAAGCUUGGUGUCCCAUAUCCUUUCCCGAAACCUGAUCACGAACGUGUGGUUAUCUUAGCUGAAUGGUGGAAAUCGGAUACUGAAGCCGUGAUAAAUGAGGCCAUGAAGUCCGGUUUGGCGCCAAAUGUGUCUGAUGCUCACACAAUCAAUGGCUUUCCAGGACUAGUUCCAAAUUGUUCAUCUACAAAGGGCUACACAUUGAAUGUUGAACCGGGGAAAACCUACAUGCUAAGAGUAAUCAAUGCUGCACUCAAUGAAGAACUCUUCUUCAAAAUUGCAGGACACAAAAUGACAGUAGUAGAAGUUGAUGCUACAUAUGUUAAACCUUUCAAAACCAACACGAUUCUGGUCGCUCCUGGCCAAACCACCAAUGUCAUCCUGGCGGCAGACAAGGGCUCGGGGAGGUACCUGGUGGCAGCCGCCACUUUCAUGGACACUCCGGUGGUAGCUAUCGACAAUCUUACAGCAACUGCCACGCUACACUAUACCGGAACACUUUCUAGUACCCCAACAAUGUUAACUAGUCCUCCACCUCAAAAUGCCACCCCAGUAGCCGACAAUUUCACAAACUCUCUCAAAAGCUUAAAUUCAAAAAAAUAUCCUGCCAAAGUGCCAGUAACAGUCGAUCAUUCUCUGUUAUUCACAGUCGGGCUCGCAGUUAAUCCAUGUCCCACGUGCAAAGCUGGGAAUGGAAGCCGUGUUGUGGCUGGUAUAAACAAUAUCACAUUUGUUAUGCCAACCGUUGCUCUUUUGCAAGCACAUUACUUCAAGAUUAAAGGAGUUUUCACCACUGAUUUCCCCGGGAAUCCUCCAUUUACCUUUAAUUAUACCGGUAAUCCUCCUGCAAAUUUACAGGCUACUAAUGGGACCAAGCUGUAUAAGCUACCUUACAAUGCAACAGUUCAAGUGGUCUUGCAAGAUACUGGUAUAAUUGCCCCUGAGAACCAUCCUAUUCAUCUACAUGGCUUCAAUUUCUUUGCUGUUGGUAGGGGCCUAGGAAAUUUCAAUCCGAAAACUGAUCCUAAGAAAUUCAAUCUUGUCGACCCUGUCGAAAGAAACACCAUUGGAGUACCAUCUGGUGGAUGGGUUGCUAUAAGAUUCCGUGCCGAUAAUCCUGGGGUAUGGUUUAUGCAUUGCCAUUUGGAAGUGCACACAACAUGGGGACUAAAAAUGGCUUUCUUGGUGGACAAUGGAAAGAGCCCUAAUGAAUCUAUUCUGCCACCUCCUAAAGAUCUUCCAAAAUGUUAA